Messenger RNA from Penicillium canariense, 1629 nucleotides. It is a transcript of the gene phzA, whose product is annotated as putative serine/threonine protein phosphatase. Bases 1 to 1629 code for a protein of 542 amino acids. Lineage: Eukaryota; Fungi; Ascomycota; Eurotiomycetes; Eurotiales; Aspergillaceae. Gene Ontology annotation, molecular function: protein serine/threonine phosphatase activity. The transcript is spliced from 2 exons. The record is from RefSeq and is a predicted model, not a curated record. Gene Ontology annotation, cellular component: cytoplasm; nucleus.
AUGGGUCAAUCGCAUUCCAAGGGCAACGCCAACUCGGGCGACCCGUUGCAGUCCUAUCCGUCCUUUUCGAAAUCCGACACCAAAGAAUCCCUCCGCUCGUUCCGUGGCUCCAUUCGCUCGAAGAUUCCCGGUGCGCGCAGCACUAGCACCGACAGCCCUCGUGGCUCGACCACCGCCCUCUCCCAGACCGACAGUCAGGUUGACAAGUCCGACGCCGGCUCGGUCAAGUCCUCUAACAGUCGCCCCGGCUCCAACGCCGGCCUCUCGUCCCCGGGCUCCGAACCUGUCUCGCGCACUGGCUCGCCUGAGCCUCCGCCAUCACCGUCGUUGUCGACCAGUUUGAAGCGCGGUCAUAAGGAUGUGAAUGCGAUGCAGCAGAGUGGCGAGGUGGACCAUGUAUCGGAGGGCCCUCCAUCAGGUGGCCCGCCCGUCGGCACGGCGCUGAAGGCGGGUGAAUCCAUCUUGAUUAAGCGGGAGAACCAACUGAACCCCAUUCUGGAUUUCAUUCUCAACGCCCCGCUCGAAUCCUCUGGGUCCCCUGGAAUGGGCAUGGGCGCUUUGAAGUCCAUCGAUUUGGAUGACAUGAUCUCGAGACUGUUGGAUGCAGGUUAUUCUACCAAGGUCACCAAGACCGUUUGUCUCAAGAAUGCCGAGAUCACCGCCAUCUGCUCCGCCGCUCGGGAGCUUUUCCUGUCUCAGCCGGCGCUCUUGGAGCUUUCUGCUCCGGUGAAGAUCGUCGGUGACGUCCACGGCCAAUAUACCGAUUUGAUUCGCCUCUUUGAGAUGUGUGGAUUCCCGCCGGCAUCAAACUACCUCUUCUUGGGUGAUUAUGUCGACCGAGGGAAGCAGAGUCUGGAGACCAUUCUCCUGCUUCUGUGUUAUAAGCUCAAAUAUCCGGAAAACUUCUUCCUGCUCCGCGGCAACCACGAAUGCGCCAAUGUGACGCGGGUAUAUGGUUUCUAUGACGAGUGUAAGCGGCGCUGCAAUAUCAAGGUCUGGAAGGGCUUUAUUGACACCUUCAACUGCCUUCCAAUUGCCUCAAUUGUGGCGGGCAAGAUUUUCUGUGUGCAUGGUGGUCUGUCGCCCAGUUUGUCGCACAUGGACGAUAUUCGGGGUAUUGCCCGGCCUACCGAUGUUCCUGAUUAUGGCCUGCUGAAUGAUCUCCUGUGGAGUGAUCCGGCGGAUAUGGAAGAAGACUGGGAACCGAAUGAACGCGGUGUCAGUUAUUGCUUCGGCAAGAAGGUGAUUAUGAACUUUUUGCAGCGCCAUGACUUGGAUUUGGUGUGUCGAGCCCACAUGGUGGUUGAGGAUGGAUAUGAGUUCUACCAGGACCGCAUCCUGGUGACCGUCUUUUCAGCACCCAACUACUGUGGUGAAUUCGACAACUGGGGUGCUAUCAUGUCCGUCUCCGGCGAGCUCCUCUGUAGUUUCGAACUCUUGAAACCUCUGGAUUCGACAGCCCUGAAGAACCACAUCAAGAAGGGUCGCAACAAGCGGAACAGCAUGCUGAGCAGUCCUGUAAGCCGGCCAAGCCCCCUUGCUUUCUCCAUUUCUGCUCUCUCGUGCCAAGUGAUCGUCACUGCGCAGUGCGACCAUGCCGAGACUUCCCAUCCCACGUUCAAUAGCUGA